Molecule: messenger RNA, 4857 nt
Organism: Adineta ricciae
Lineage: Eukaryota; Metazoa; Rotifera; Eurotatoria; Adinetida; Adinetidae
Source: the annotation of a GenBank genome assembly
AUGGCGACAUUGAAGACCAGCCGACCUUCAUUUUCUACGUCACCAACGGCUUUACUUAAUGUUCCCUUCUCUGUGACACCUGGUGAAUCGCGUAACUUCGAUCUAACUACUUCGUCGAAUUUCGUUUCAACUGGUUCAACAAAUGAUCCUCCGUAUUUAUUUAAUCAAUUUAAAAGCUCAGAAUGGUUACAGCGAUACGGUCUCAAGUCGCAAAAGUUAACCUUUGAUCAAAUUCUUCAACGUAUUGGAUUCAAACGUGUUGAAAAAUACGAUCCUGUUGUUGGUAAAACCAUCACUGCGAAAUAUGCAGGUAAUCUCUACAAUGAAGUACAACAUGACAAUGGCGAUCGAUAUGUCUUAACUUGUCGUCCGGAAAAGUUACGGGAAUAUCUUCAGCGUCUAGAAACUUUGUUACAUUUAUUGCGAAAACGCUUGGCUUUUCUGAACAGUGGAUCUCGUCGUUUGUUUGGAAUAAUCAGUGAGCCAAGUGUGUGCCUUAUUUGCGAUUGUAAAACUUUUGACUAUCGACUAUUCAAUCAAUUUCAAUCGGCAAUAUCAAGUUUACUCAAAGAACAAAUCACUAAAAUCAAAAAGUUCAACAUUAUCUGGGUUUCAAACGACAACGAACAGUUCCGAGAGCAGCCUGUUGAUGUUACUUCAUCAAAUAUCGAUAAAGCACUCGAUUGGAUAUGUGAUCGGAAAUGUUCUCGAACUAAAGCAUCUGUCAGUGCAACAUGCGAAGCAGUUCUCAAAGCGUUUAAGAACGACGUUGAGAGUUUCUACUUGAUCAGUGAAGGAGAUUCAUCGGAUUAUGCUCGUGAAAUGUUACGUGACAAUAUCGUUAAGACACGUCUUUCACUGGAAUCACCUAAAUCGUUGAACGUUGUCUCACUAUUCUGUCAUAAUAAUGAUACACAAACGUUUCUUCGUUCGAUUGCUCAAUCUGCUGAUGGAAGUUAUUUUUGUUACAAGAUUAAAAGCGAAGUAUCAGAUUUGAAAGCGCCAUCGAAUGCGCACGAUCCCACACGAAUUAAAUUGCAAGACGAUAAAUUACAGAUUGGUACCAAUGCAUUAACGCCAAUACCGGAAUAUCCAGUGGAUAUUGCUCUGAUGUAUAAAGAAAUCAUCGAAUGUCAAAGUAUUAUUGAUCGAAUUGAAAAAAUUGUUGGAUUCGUUCGUGAUGAAAAUCAAAAUUCGGCAGAAUCUUUCAAUGCAGCAAAACCAUCUGAAGGAUUGAAUGCAUCAGGCAACAAUAAUUUCCAACGUAGUCUGGUUGUUCCAUCAUCAGCCUUGUUUAGUAGUGAAGAAAAUGAGAUGGGUUCAGUCAACUGGUUGAAAAUCUAUGGAAUCGAUGCACAAAAACUCGAUUUCUUUUCGGUUCUUCACGCGGCAGCAUUUCGUCAUUGUGAUGGCGUGGUUAGAGUACUAAAACCACCUGAAGACACAGACGAAGUGACUGACAGUACACCAGCGAAUCCACAAGAUAAAUUAAUCAAUGCUAUAUAUUGCGAUCAAUUUGCUCAUGUUGCUUGGCCAGAUGGAACUAUUCGGCACGUUCAUGUAACACCUGAACUUCAUCGUGAUUAUGAAAGACGAAUCCGAGCACUACUUGAGAAAAUCAAAGCGAGAUUGAAAUGGUUGAAGAAGGGCAGUCGAGAUCUUUUCGGUGUGGUCUUAGAAAAUAAUAUCUAUGUCCUCAUUGACACAUCGAAAAGUAUGCAAUAUCAUUUGAGUUUUGUCAAGGACAAACUUCGUCAGCUCAUCAAUGAUCAAUUACUGACGAAAGAACGUAUUAAUGUGGUUGCAUUCAAUUCUGUUGUCAAUCCUUGGCGUGAUCGUUUGACUAAAAUCAGCGAUUCCACAACAAUAUCUCAAUUACAACCAUGGAUUGACGGACUGACGACUGAAGGAUCAACCAAUACUUUAGGCGCACUUCGCUUUGCACUGGCUGAUCCGGCAACAGAAGCGAUUUAUCUCCUCACUGAUGGUCGACCUGAUCAAAAUGAGCGACAUAUUCUUUCACAAGUUCAAUAUCGCCAAACGGUUCCAAUACAUACAAUAGCUUUCAAUUGUCAAGAUCAAGAUGCGAAUCAAUUUCUCUAUAAUCUAUCGAAACAAACAGGCGGACGUUUCCAUGCGUUUCAGUACGGAUUAGAAAAACAACCAUCAGUUGAAUUACCUGAGAGUGAAGAUGUUGGAACUCUGAAACAAGAAUUACUUCGUGGACAAAAGGAAUUGGAACGGAUCGCUGCUCUACGCGAUGAAUGUCUCGGACACGCAUGGUCACGUGAAAAUCUUCUACCAAAAAUACCGAAAACCAAAGCCCGUCAAAGCAGUGCCGAUCGUCAUUCCGCUACAGUUCAUCUUCGAAGUCAAAGUAACAUCGAUUUUAGUAAUUCUACGAUGCAACAGCGAGCAAGUAAAAAGAAACGUUCAUCGGCAAAACAAAAUAGGAAAUUGAAAUCAAGAUCAGUAACAAAUAUGGCGGAUAUCGAUCAUAUUCUCAAUAUUAAUUCUAAUCAGUGGCUACUACCCGAGACGAAAGACUAUCUAAAUGGAAAUAAGACCGAGGAAAAGGCGGCAAGUGAUACGGAAACAGGACAACGGGCUGAAAGUGCUCCCGAAAUAAGAAAAUCUCGCACUGCAUAUGAUGAUGUCAAGUCCUAUCUGAAAAAGAACAGUUUAGUGGCAAAGGGUUUGACCAUAUUCGAUGUCUUACAUCCAACGUCGGUUACAGUGAAAGAACCUCGGCAUAUUCAAGUUAUUGAUCGUUAUGUUCUUGCAAAAGUUUGGGAUGAUAUUUUACCGCUAACUUAUGGGUCAUAUGCCGGAAAAUUACGCUUGGUGAAUCACUAUGCAGUUAACCUAGAAAAAUACGAAGAAAAAUUGAAGGAACUAAUUGCCAAUUAUCACCAGUUUACUUCUAAUUUCAUUUGGAAACACCUUCGUGAUGAAGACAAGAGAAAACUUGGUGCAAGUCUUCAUUGGCAAAGUUUGUCAAAAGAGGAGCAAAAUGAAAUGACUAGUGAGAUCGCUGAAGAUGAACAUACCAGUCAAACUGCACUAGAAAAUUUCGCUUGGCGAAAAUUAACCGAUGCUGAACAGAAUAAAGUGCUUGAGAAACCUGUUCCUUAUCAAGACAAGAAUCAAACUGUAUUGAAAGACAUAUUAAAAGAUGCAGAAGCUGAAUCAGCCUUCAAAGGCGUCGCGCGUAUGGACGUAGAAAUUCAUCGUGCUAUUAAAUUUUUACAAAUAUCAACUGACUUACGUCAAUUACAAAAACGAGCCGAUAUUGAUUCAAAACCAAGCGCAGAAGAAAAACCUAGACCGCCAAGUAGAGCAUCGGCGGCUGGUCCAACUACUGGUCAACGUGUUAUAUCCCCUUACGACGGCGAUGGUUUCUUUUAUCCUGGUGUUACAGCGAAAAGUCCAGCUGGUCAGGUUAUCGUUCGAUUUGAAAUAGGCAUCGAACAAGACGCUGUUGGACACGUUCUCUUACCAAUAAAUGGUGCAAUUGCACAGCCAAAUCUCUUUGUAAAUGAUCCCGUUCUUGUUCAACAUGAAAAUCAUAGAAACCAAACAAUCUGGGUACCCGGACUUGUGCUCGCUCUUCCAGCACCCGGCGCACCACCGCCUGUUUUAUAUACGGUUGCCAUAUAUAAACCAAUCGCAGAAAAAGUUCAUGUAUAUCGACGUCAAUUGAUUAAAAUAAGUCGUGCUCUCUUUGACAAAACACGCCUUCAUCUUGAAUAUCUUCACGGCUUACAUUCACCACCCAUUAUCGAAAGUGGCACGGAAGGACGACCAAAGAGCGCAUUCCCAAAUGAUAAAAUUCAAUCGCUAACAACUAAAAUCGAAGGUUAUCACAAAUCUCAUACGAAACAAUAUUAUAGUUUAAAGAAGAAAUUAGAACGUCAAAUGCUCGAAAUAAGACAACUGCAAGACAUCAUCCGAAAACCGCCAACUCCAGUUAUAAUUAGCACUCGAUCCUCAACGCAAUCCUCCUCAUCUACAUCUCAAGCUUCAACUGCACGAGAAGAGGAUUUCAUUCCACCAAACACAACUGUAUAUGCUUAUUGGUUACAUUACGAUAAUCUAUUUUAUGAGGGAACUGUCGGCGAGAAACAAGAAGAUAGAAAUAGCUAUCGGGUUGAACGUAAUGGAUUUCCACCUGACUAUCAUUGCAUCAUUCCACGUGAGCAUAUCUUUCUUAAAACACAGCUUCAAAAAUUAGGACUAAUGAAAGAGAAAUCCUUUAUUCUUAUUCAACGUCCGAAGGAUUAUCGUCAUUGUUGGCUGCCUGCAGUAGUUCUUGCCCAUAAUUCGGAUGAAUCGACCACACGUAUUCGUUUUUACGACUGCAUUGUCAAAGAAAAUGUUGUAGAUAACACGAAAGUUCUACCUAUCAGUGAACAACAAUUUACUGAGUAUACGCAACGUCGCAUUGAUUAUGAAAAGUCUUUAGUCAAUCAAACUGUUGUCGGUUUACGUUUGGAUUCAGAUAAGCCGAAAGAAGCAGUACAUAUGCUGGGUACAAUUAUCAGACGGCUUGAAAGUGGUCAUCGAUUUUUAAUUAAAUGGUCUGAUAAUGCCGAAAGUGCCCAAGAAGAGGAAUAUCUAUUCGGAGUGUUUACUCCACGAAUCGAGUUUUUCGUUAAUUGUUAUGUUCUAGCUGUGGACGACAGUGAAUAUAUCUAUAGAAUAGGUCAAGUGAAGAAAAUAUCUGAUGACAGAAGCACUCUUACUAUUCGUUUCAUCGAUUCCGACAAUGAAAAAAUUGCAGAUGUGCCAUCUGUACCUACAUUUGUUAUCUCCGAAGAAUAUUAUGAAUCCUAUAUACAGAAACUGCGUGACUGA